This is a messenger RNA of Frankliniella occidentalis (western flower thrips), 3461 nucleotides long. RefSeq names its product protein Hook homolog 3 (gene hook). The record is from RefSeq and is a predicted model, not a curated record. Bases 201 to 2378 code for a protein of 725 amino acids. Lineage: Eukaryota; Metazoa; Arthropoda; Insecta; Thysanoptera; Thripidae. Gene Ontology annotation, molecular function: microtubule binding; dynein light intermediate chain binding. Gene Ontology annotation, biological process: cytoplasmic microtubule organization; cytoskeleton-dependent intracellular transport. The transcript has 5 exons. Gene Ontology annotation, cellular component: centrosome; cytoplasm.
AUACUAUGUUGCUGUUGGUGUUAUCGUUCGUUAUCAACAGCAGGUGAUGAUGGUGAUGUUGAAGUGAAGUGAUUCGUAACUCUUUCGAAUGUUCCUGUUUACUCCCAAGAGUUCUAAGCUUAUCCUUAUUUUUCCAUCGCUGCCUCUCUAAGUGGCUAUGUAUUUAUAUGUUCUAAAUCAAAUUGAAUAAGAGAGAUAAAAUGGAGCUGUGCCAUAGUUUGUUAACUUGGCUCCAUACUCUGAACCUUUCGGCAUCUCAUUCAACUCCUCAAGAAACUAGCGAUGGAGUUGCUGUGGCUCAAGCUUUGAAUCAAAUUGCCCCAGAAUGGUUUACAAGUUCAUGGUUAGCCAAGAUCAAGAUUGAUGUUGGUGACAACUGGAGAUUAAAAGUCAGCAAUUUAAAAAAAAUUGUAGAAAAAAUUGUUGAUUACUACCAAGACAACUUCAAUCAAACUCUUCCUGAUAGUGUCAAACCGGAUGUCAACCGCAUUGGUGAGCAAGGAGAUGAGGCUGAACUGGGCAAGCUUUUGCAAUUGGUCUUGGGAUGUGCUGUGAAUUGCAACCAGAAACAAGAUUACAUUACUGCCAUCAUGGCUAUGGAAGAAGAUGUUCAACAAGUUAUUAUGCAAAGCAUUCAGGCACUAGAAGGCAAUGUUGGGAGCAAUGCAGCCAGUCUUGCUCCCAGUCUUGACCCAGACGGCCCUCAACUAACAAGAGUGCUUGCUGAGUUAGAGCAGGCUGUUGACGCAAGGGAUGAACUUGCUAGGCGCUGCCAAGAACUAGAUCUUCAAGCAAGCUUGCUACAAGAGGAGAAAGCUAGUUUGCUCCAUGAAAACCGGAGAGCACAGGAACGCCUUCGUCAGCUGGAAGCUGAGGAAGCCUCUGUUGGUAGUGGAAACCGCCUGCAAGAACUAAGAAGACAACUUGAUUCAGUAAAAGAGGAGCUCUACAAAGUGGAAACAUCUAGAGAUGACUAUCGUGCUAAAAUAGAUCUCCAGGAUCAAGAACUCAAAGAACUUAGGAUAAGAACAGAUGAAUUGCAACGCAAAGCUGAAGAAGCCCAACAUCUUAAAGAUGAGGUUGAUAUAUUACGGGAGACAGCUGAUCGUGUUGGUCAGUAUGAAGCCACCAUUACAAGUUACAAGAAAAAGCUUGAUGAAGCUAGUGAUAUGAGGAGGCAAUUAAAAUUAUUGGAAGACAAGAACCUUGAGCUUGUUCAACAGACAUUGCAGCUGGAGGAUGAAGUGAAAAAGUCAGGGACGUGGCGUCCACAACUAGAGCAAUACAAGAAACAAGUCGCUGAACUGCAUUCUCAGUUAGCUGAGGAGACCAAGCGGGCUGACAGAGCUGUAUUUGAAAGCAGGAAAGCUGCUGAAAAGCUCACUGCUGCCCAGAGAGAAAAAGAGCGUCUCAUUCUAGAACGAGAUACUUUAAAAGAAAACAAUGAAGAGUUAAAAUGUCUUCAGAUGCAAGCUCAGCCUACUACUGUUUCCCCUGGUGCUCAUUCUGCCGAAGAUGAAAUGUCAGAAGGCAUGAUUUCACCUGACGUAAGACAGCGUUUAAUGCGUCUUGAACAUGAGAAUAAGUUGUUAAAGCUUAACCAACGUGGCCCAGAGGAAGAAAAGGUAGCAAUUGUGCAAGCUUUGCUUGAUGAUGCAAACCAAAGAAAUGAAAUGCUCACUGCUGAGAAUAGAAGGAACACACAGCGUUUGUAUGAAUUAGAAAGUCAGGUUGCUGAUUUGAUGGAGAAGAAUGCAGAGGGAGGAGCUGAUCUCAAGACCCAUUUGUCUGAGCUACGAAUGCAGCUAAAACAAGCCCAGGAUGAAAAGGAUCGCCGUAACAACCAAAUUGAGCAAAAAGAGGUUGCACUGGAGGAGAGCAGACAAACACUUUCCUCAUUACAGGAGACUGUAAAAAAGAGUCGUCAAGAAAUUGUUUCCCUUGAAGAGACAAUCAAGCACAAAGACAUUGAAAAGCAAAAUCUUGAAGAGCAGUUAAAGAGGAAGGAACAGGAAAAGCAAGCAAUUGAAGACAAGUACAAGAGAUGCAUGGAAAAAGCAAAGACGGUCAUUAAUAGCCUUGAGCCAAAGAAGGUUAUGCCUAAUGUUGAUGUGAACGUUCUCUGCAACCAGUUAUCCGAAAAGAAUAGUGUAAUUGAAGAGUUGGAACGUGAGAAAGAAAAAUAUAAACAGACAAGGGAAAUGGAAGACCGUCUGAUGAGUUCUGCUCUCCACACACUUGGGUUAUCUCGGCACAGAGAAGCUGUUGAUCUUCAUCUAGCUAAUCUUAAUUCUGGUCAAGGGCAGUCAUUUUUAGCUAGGCAGCGGCAACCCACCAAUCGUAGACGAACAACACCUCACAAUUACAACUCCAAAUAAAGAGAAAUUGGAACAAACUUUUUCUGCUAUGAUAUAAUACGUAUUUUUCUCAGUACUUGCUUGAAUAGCUGAGUUAUUAACUAAAAUCUAGUGCACAUGAUUGAUCAAAUGUGUUUUGUGAACACAGAAAUUCUGUACUGAAAGCACUGUAGAGGCACUAGAACUAAUGGUGUUGUUUCAUUGUUAUAUGUUCACUAUAAUAUUGUUAUUUCUGUUUUUAUAUCAGAUUAUAAAUGCAUGGGAAAUAACCCAUACUGACACUCCCAGAUGGAUAUUUCCUUAUGCCCUGACUUGUUUGUUAUUACCCAUUUAUGAUACUUUAAUUAUUUUUACACAUGUUUUGGUAUUAGUAUUAUUCAUUGUCAUGGUGCUUGUGAGAUUAUAGUAAUCUGGAAUAUAAGAAGAGGCUAAUGCAUUUUUGUCUCUUAAACCUCACAUAAUUGGAAUACAAGAAAAGGAAAUAGAAAGCAAUAGCUGUUGGUUGUAUACCUAAAUAUAGCUUGCAUUAUUUUAUUUAAAUUUCUAUGUACAAUAAAUACAUACAGUUGAGAAAGUAACUAGAACCUGAAUCUUACUUCAUCUUUUUCUGCUUCAGAAGAUGGUUUCUGAGAGCAGCCUGUUGACAAAAAUGGUGAAGACAAUAUGAAUAUAUACCUAACAAACUUUCAAAAUAUGUCCAAAUGAGAAAACUAACUAAUGUACCUGUUUGUCUUUAAAGGAACGCUUGGUCUUCCCACGAACUUUGUGUUUCAGCAUCAUGAAGUUCUUCUUCUUCCUCUUCUCUCUGUGUGUAGUACUUGCAAAAGGGUCCACUCGACCUCCUUUAUAUCCAAACUUCUCACGGCCCUCAUGCCCCUUCUGAAAUAUUCAAACAGCCACCAAUAUUAGCUCCAGCAUACAGAUCACUAUUGAGCUGGCCAGCAAAAAGAGAAAUGAUCCAUACCUUAAUGCUCUCCAUGCGAGUUAGCUUGUCAUGUUUCCUCUUCUUGUAGAUGUUUUCAAUGUCAUUCAGAGAAACAAGCUCACCUCUGUAAUGUUCGGUAAGUGAUGAAAUUUUUUAAAAUAAAAAGAGCAAAAAACAGA